This is a messenger RNA of Octopus sinensis (East Asian common octopus), 438 nucleotides long. RefSeq names its product protein pelota homolog. Gene Ontology annotation, biological process: nonfunctional rRNA decay; nuclear-transcribed mRNA catabolic process, no-go decay; nuclear-transcribed mRNA catabolic process, non-stop decay. Lineage: Eukaryota; Metazoa; Mollusca; Cephalopoda; Octopoda; Octopodidae. The transcript is spliced from 3 exons. Gene Ontology annotation, cellular component: cytoplasm. The coding region runs from base 1 to 438 and encodes 145 amino acids. The record is from RefSeq and is a predicted model, not a curated record.
AUGACAACACAUCCAAGGGCUGGGCCAAGAGGGGGUACUGGAGCGGCAGCGCCUGCAGGAAUGUUGAUAUGUGCCGAGGAAAUCGGCCGGCGCUCAUUCGACAAGACAGAGGAUGUAGCCCAAAGGCGUCAACUUUAUCCCCACAACGACAGGGGUGAGAUCGGAGCCUACCACACUUUAGAGUUGGGUAUCGGCCGACAAGUCACGUUGGGGAAAUCAGAAUGGGACUCAUACUGUGUUGAGAGAUUAAGUCAGGCAGUCAACCCAAUGACCAAUUCUGAUCUCAUGGCGAUUAUAAUGCAGGAGGGAACUGCCUAUGUUUGUCUGAUUACCAAGUCUAUGACUAUUGAGCGAGAUAAGAUUCAAGUCAAUAUUCCCAGGAAACGACCCAAUUUUAUGGGCGAUUUUAAUAAAGUUUGGUUAUUUGUCGGUAAAUGA